Molecule: messenger RNA, 864 nt
Organism: Cajanus cajan (pigeon pea)
Lineage: Eukaryota; Viridiplantae; Streptophyta; Magnoliopsida; Fabales; Fabaceae
Source: RefSeq, a predicted model, not a curated record
AUGGAUCGGUUUAACAAGGCAACCCUUGAAAUAAGGAAUCUCAAUCCAGCAAUUGCACUUCACUAUCUUACCAUGGCUUUGAAGCCAGGGCCUUUUGUUAACAGCAUUUGCAAAAAAAAAAACCCCGUUGACAUGGAUGAUUUACGGAGAAGGCCAGACAAAUAUAUGCAGAUGGAAGAACUGACUGAUUUUCGCAACCAAGCCCGAGCCGAACCAGAAAGCAAAGCUGAAAAGGUGGUGGAACAACCAUUCAGGGGUCGGAAUAAGGAGUUAACCCUUCGAGAACGACCCGCACACGGUCCAAAAUAUUCUUAUUACACUCCCCUCAAUGCAAGCCGAGCCGCCGUGCUUGAACAGGCUCUAGCAUCCGAAGUGUUGGCAGUCCCCAAAAGAGUGUCAACUCCCCCCCGAGCUGAUACAAACAAAUCUUGUAGGUAUCACCGCAAUCGUGGACAUUCCACGGAGGAGUGCCCAGCCCUCAAGGAUCGGAUUGAAGAUCUGAUCAAACAAGGACAACUCCAAAAUUUUGUCGAUCGGCCAAAAUCGUCUCAGCAUCGGCCUGCAUACCAGUCUCAACACAGGGACCGACACGAGCACUCAGAUAGACAUAACCGCGAGCACAGCCGAUCAAGAUAUAGGAAGAAAGAACCCCAAACGUCUAAUAGGCGUGUCAUCAACACAAUUGCUGGAGGUUUUGCCGGGGGAGGAUCAACUUUGUUGGCUCAAAAGAGGCAUCUGCGAGUCAUCAGAUCGGUCAAUGUGUUGAAAAAUGAUCGACUUGGCGGUUGCCUACCAUCACAUUCACUAAUGAAGACUUUCAAGGCAUUGACCCGGUCUAAGAUGACCCUAUGGUCAUCAGUGUGA